AUGCAAGCCCAAAUUAUAUUUCAACGGGUUUGGCAAAACUCAAAGCGUUAAUCUAUAAAAUCUCGAAAAAUAAAAUAAAAAUUUAAAAAUCAAUCCGAGGAAAUUAAAAAUUCUAUUCACACUCGACGUCACCGUUGGCAACCGACUGUUUGGCCAAACAAAACAAAAACGGAAGAAAUGCUCCGACCGACUUCGAUCGCGAGUGUCUCAAAUUGGCCCAGAUGUCUCAAGUUGGAUUAAUUUAUUUUUCAUAUUAAUUUAAUGAAUUUCAACGAGAGACGAUGGACGUCGACAUAAGAAAAGAUUACAUCAUAAUUAGCGCCGCUAAUUAUUUUCAUCUAAAUGUCACUCCUGAAUUUGUAAAAUCCCACUAUGAGAUCGAUGACUUGAACAAGUUUCUCGAUUCAUCUAAAAUCAUGGCGAUAAUUGCCGUCAACGACAAUGGGAAAUUGAAGCUGUCUGAAAAGACGAUGCUAUCUGACUGCCCAGUGAAUACCGAAAACUUCUUCGCGUUUUUUAAAGUAUAUCCAGAAGUGAUCACAGAAAAAAACUAUCAUCAGAAUAUUUUGGUGGCUUCUAUGAUGAGUGCACCAUUGAAAACACUGUACUAUUCAUUGCAAAGAUUGUAUGCCCCUUUAAUUUGCAACAACAAUAAGUUAAAUGUUAAUCCUAUAAUUUUAAAACAAGUAAAAGAACUUGAGCAUACUCUGCACAAGAGUUUUUUUCAAAAAGAUUGGACAAGUGAAAAUACCACAGAGGUGCUAACAAUUGAUGAUGAAAUCGCUUUUUGGAAUAAUGUUACCAUCAUCAAUAGGAAGCAAGUCAAGCCGUCUGUCAAAGCUACCAUCGUCGACGCUUUGAAUCAACUGAACACAAGUCUAAAGGGAUUGAAUUAUUCGAUAAUUACAGAAGCCGAUGAAGCCAUAGACAACAUGUUUAAUGCUAUGGAUGAUAUUUGGAAAUUUGAGGAAUGGAUUUACCCAGAAGAUAAGAUGAAAGUCAUUCUAGACCUUAUCGGGAACAGUAUAGUUACUUCAAUUCAGGAAAAGACGGGUGAUAAAGAAUUUUUUCAUGCACUGACUGUUGAAGGCGAGGAUACUCUUAAAAGACACAUAAUCCUCUGUCAUAAAAUGAUAGCUGCGUGUGAAAAAUUUACCGGCUUCUUUUGGCCACAUUUUACUGAUCAUCCGUGGACAAGUGGUCCAUAUUUGCCAGAAUAUUUAAAAGGAUUUCAUAAACGGCUUUUAGAGUUGCAAAACGUCAUACAGCUCCAUGCCCAACUAACAAGUUUAUUUACAAAAAGUGAAAAGGUUGACCUUGCCACAGAUUCAUAUUUCCACCCCUUUAAAGGAAUCAGGCCAUACUAUUUCAAUUAUUUUACCGAACCAAUAUGGAACGCAGCAGUGGAAAGCUUUUAUGUCAAAAUUGCAUCAGCAGAACAAAAAGGGGCAUUCAAGUUGCAGUCUCUUUUCCAAGAAAUUGGGACUAACAUCCCUCAAUUGUAUCAAGAAUUAAGACACUAUGAUCGCCUCUUGGAAAGGCCUACAGUCAAAAGUUUUUUGCAUGCUGAACGGCAAGACAUGCUGCAGCGAAUAUUGUAUUAUUUUUCUUCAUUGAAGCCAAAGCCUCUGGAACAUUCAUUAGAGGUUGCUGACACUCCAGAACUUGUGAAAAAUAUUUAUUACGUUCGUCAAGUUUUAACUAAGAUAUCAGAUAUAUCACAAAUAACAAAUUCUAUAUUUGAUGAUAUUAAAGGCUAUGAUGAAUUUCUCGCAAUUAAGAAAGAUAUAUACAAGUCUAUCAAAUCUUAUGAAGAUUCUUUAUUUGAUGAGUGGACGAGAAAAACUCAAAAAAGAAGUUUAGGUAUUAAAACAGAUGAACCAGUGGUUCAAUUCGAGCAAGGCAAGCUUAUGCAAGUUACAUUUUCUCCGACGCUUCUUUUGUUAAUUCGUGAGUCACGACAGUUAUACAUGCUUGGGUUACCUGUAAGCAAUGAACUUAUGGAAGGAGCUGCGCAAGCCAGCCAUUUCAUGGAUCAAGCCAAAGCUUUAAACCAGAUCGCCACUUUUCACAACACGAUCGCCGACAGAAUGGUGAACUCUCAAAGAGCAAUGAUGCUAGGUGCAGCACGAGAGUUUUCACGACUUGUUCAAUCUCAAACCAAAGUCAACUGGGGUAGUGGAAAAUUACUAGCUGAUUAUAUUAAAAAACUGCAAAGUGUAGCUGAUAAGCUAUCCUUGCAAAACAAUAAAUUGGUUAAAUAUCACAAAUUCAUAUUAUCAAAGAUUGUUAUCUUAAUGAAUGCCGAUUUAAUAAAACAAAAGGAUCUAUGGAAAACUAUCAUGAGAGAAAUAAGAAGCGCUGUUCACGAAGUAGAAGAAGAGUUUACAAGUACUAAACACUGGUGUGCUCACAUUGAUUACCAGAUUUAUAAAGCGCUUGAAUAUCAGUAUCAAUUAACUCUAAUAAAGCUAAAUAGUGUAAUGCCAGAGUUCCAUCUAGAACUAGUAUAUAGGAAUCACAGAGUUGAGUAUCGUCCGAGCCUUUAUCAAGUCAGGAGAACUUUCUACAAGCAACUUAAAGGUCUUUUGAGCAUACCGUAUCAAAUACAAGGAAUCGGUGAUACAAAUAUUUACCCGUCUAUAAUUGAUCACACUGGAGCCAAGUUCUUAAAGGUAUUUGCAGAUGCUGAAAAUAAUUUUCAUAGAUUGCAAGAAUUCACUAGCAUCUGGUACAAAUGGGUGGCUUUAAGCAGUGAAAACAUCGAUUCGUACAUGGAGUCGAAUUUGUUGAAAUCCGACGAUUGGGUGCGUAAUUUCAGAGCGUCCAAGUACUUUGGACAGCAGAUUGCAACAUUGCCAAGUUUGAAAAAAAUAGGCCCAUUUUGUGUGAGCAUCGACGGAUUGAGGAACACGAUAGAAAGCCAGAACCGGAGGUAUUGGGGUAGUUUGUCAGUCUGGCUCCGGGCUUCUAUUCUGAAGGACGUUUCUCAUAUUGAAGCGUUUCACACAAAGGCCCAAACAGUUUUGCAACACCAGCCACAAAAAGUGGAAGAAAUCACAGAAGCACACUACAAUUAUCAAAAAAUCUUCGUCGAAAGUGACGAGAUUUCAAACAUGUUGGAGGAGUUGGACGAAAAAAAUAAGCUUCUUCGUUCAUGGACUAAAGAAAAUAUUACAACUGUUGAAGAAAUUAAAACUUCAUGGGCUAAUUUUAAACUUAUAAUUACAAACUAUAACCUUAUCAUUUCAAAAAAGGCAGAAACACUGAAAUUGACUUUACACUCAGAAGAGGAAAUUUUAAAUGAUGAAAUGGAGAGAUUCGUUCUUCAUUGGCAAGAGUUGAAACCGGAUGAAAAUAAGCUUCUCGAACCUGGGGUGAGUGACGAAUAUUUCAUCGCCAAUAUUGCAACGAUUAGGGAAAGAAAGGAAAAGUGGUUUAAACUGUUGGAGAAAAAGUCUAAAUUGGGAGAAGAUUUUGAAAAAUUGGGAUUACAGCUCUCAGAAACGAUAGACUACAAUGAAAUUGAAAAAGAGAUACUUCAGUGCGAACAGAUGUGGUCACUACUCGAAGAAUUUAACGACGGGCUUAAAAAACUUGCUGAUGAAGAAUGGAUCGUAAUAAGAGCUAAGGCGCAUUCAAAAACCAAUGUGUUCUUGGAAGAAUGGAUUGACAAGUUGAAGAAUACCAGCAGAUCAUCGGUCACCAUCAAAAUCUUACAAGACAUCGAUCAAUACAAGGAAAUUUUACCAUCUCUCCAAUACGUCAGAGGUGAAACAUUCACCGACCAGCAUUGGUCUGAAGUUUUCAUGACCCUUAACACUUCACCAAAGCCGUUGGAUCAAAUAAAAUAUGGGGACUUCUUGUACAAUGGACAAAAUAUUAUAACAAAUCUUGCAACUCUCCAGAAUAUUAAUUCUCGGGCUGCAAACGAAAUUGUAAUAAGGCAAGGACUAAACGAGUUAGAUGCUUGGGAAGCUGAAGCUAAAUUCACCAUUUACAAUCACACCGACUCCAAAGGGCAACAAUUAUAUAUGAUUAAAGACUUCAAAAGUGUUAUAAAUAAGGUUGGUGACAAUCAAUGCCUUUUACAAUCCAUUAAAGGAUCGACAAACGUGUCACAAUUUGCUGAUAGAGUUACAGUUUUAGAAGAAAGACUUACGAGUCUAGACAUGAAUCUACAUGAUUUAAACCAGGUUCAAAGAAAGUGGGCGUAUCUUGAGCCGAUUUUUGGUUCAGGGGCAUUGGAGGAAAAGAGAUUUGAUCGGAUCGACAAAGAAUGGCGGUACAUUAUGCACAACCUUUCCGUAGCUCAUUUUCGAGUGAUUUCAUUGACGAGGAUAAAUAAUAUAACGCAUACGCUGCAACAGCUGCUGCAAAGUCUUCUCCAAUGUCAAAAGACUUUACAAAACUACCUUGAGGAGAAGAGGCUAAGGUUCCCGCGUUUUUAUUUCGUCAACGACGAUGACCUCCUGGAGAUUUUAGGACAAGCUAGUAAAUACAAUGUAAUACAGAACCACCUGAAGAAGAUAUUCGCUGGUAUACAUUCUGUUGAAAUAAAAAACAAUAAUAUAACCACAAUUUUCUCGGCACAAGGGGAAGCUGUACAGCUUAAUAGUCCUGUCGCUAUAAGUGCAAAUGUUGAGGAGUGGUUGGAAAACCUAUCGCUUGAAGUGCAAGCCACACUAAAACUCCUAGUUAUCGAGUGUCUGAAAAAGCCUGACCCUCUGAAAUAUCCAUAUCAAGUUUUAUGCCUUGCGGAAAGAAUUACUUUUACAAAAAAUUGUGAACAGGCUAUUAACACAAAAGCACUAAGCAACUUGCAGUCAAUAGUUAAGGCACAAAGAGAUGAGUAUAUAAAACAACUGUUAGAAUGGUCAGGAAGCAUCAGCAAUGACAAGGAUGGGUACGUUUUGCAGUUGAAAUUAAAAGCUUUGUUGUUAGACACUAUUUACUACUUGCAAGUACUGGAAUCAUUAAUCCUCUCGAAAGUCGAUUCGUUAAAUGACUGGAGCUGGCAAAAAAUAUUAAGGUUUUAUUGCCUUGAAAACAAUGAUAUUGUUGUGAGGAUGGUGGAUGCAGAGUUUCAGUAUACUUACGAAUACCAAGGGGCUCACACGAAACUCGUUCAUACAGCUCUGACAGAUAAAUGUUACUUGACAUUGACACAGGCUGUUAGCAUGGGGUUCGGUGGUAAUCCAUACGGCCCAGCAGGUACUGGAAAAACAGAAUCAGUUAAAGCUCUUGGUGCAUUAUUAGGACGUCAAGUUCUUGUUUUUAAUUGCGAUGAGGGGUUAGAUGUUAAAUCGUUAACUCGUAUAAUGGUCGGACUGGUUAAAUGCGGAGCUUGGGGAUGCUUUGACGAGUUCAAUCGUUUAGAAGAAACUACAUUGUCGUUGAUAUCAUUGCAAAUACACGUUAUUCAAGAGUCAUUGCGAAAUCAUUCCUCUUCUAUAAUCCUUCUCGAUAAAACGGUUGAAGUCAACCAUAACUCUGGAAUAUUUAUUACCCUCAAUCCAGCUGGAAAAGGCUACGGCGGAAGGCAAAAGCUACCGGAAAAUUUGAAACAACUGUUUCGACCGGUUCUCAUGUCAAAGCCGGACGAUGUCGACAUAGCCAAUGUGAUGUUAUUGUGUGAAGGCUUUCAAAUGGCAGAUGAAAUCGGUGUUAAAUUGGUAACCCUAUUCAAUCUGGCAAAAAAACUGCUUUCACAACAACAACACUAUGAUUGGGGGUUGAGAGCGAUGAAAACUGUGGUCGGAAGCUGUGGUACCGCUUUAAGAAAUUUUUUAUCAUUAAAUCAAGUUGCAGAUUCCAGGUGCGUCGGACAACAACUAUUUGUUGGUGAAAGUUGGUUCAAUUUUUUUAAAGAAUCAAAACAAGAUCAUCCAAUUGAAGAUUCAGUAGAGUCCUCUGAAUCACCGGAUGAAAUAUCUGCUUGUGCCUUGCACAUUCGAAAAGAAAUCGAACAAGAAUUGACAGUGCAGGCAGUCCGACUAAACACUUUGUGCAAGCUCACGUUUACAGACAGUGCUAGGUUUGAUCAACUCGUGAAAGACGUCUUCCCCAACGUACAAUUCACAACAACCGGGUAUGAGGAGAUCAGGAAAAUGAUUUUGGAGGUGUAUGCCGAUAUGAAAUUAAAGUACAAUGAACGUCAGGCUAGGAAGUGCAUUGAACUGUUUGAACAACUUCAGCAAAGAAUGGGAGUGGUUUUAGUAGGUCCGUCUGGUUCAGGAAAGUCAACCAUUAUAAAUAUUGUUAAAGCAACUUUGUCUAAACUCAGUGUUGUCAUCCGGCAUGAUGUUAUUAGCCCCAAAUCUAUGUCCCGGCAUGAAUUGCUGGGCCAGAUCGAUCCAGACACACGUCAGUGGAGUGACGGUGUAUUGACAUCAAUAGCUCAACAAGUGUACAAUGAACCACAAGAUAUUAACUGUUGGAUUCAUUGUGAUGGCGAUGUCGAUCCGGAGUGGAUUGAGUCGCUGAAUUCGGUUCUUGAUGACAAUCAUCUCUUGACACUUCCUUCCGGUUGGAGAAUACAAUUUGGCGAUAAUGUUCAUUUCAUUUUUGAAACCCACGAUCUCAGUUAUGCAUCACCUGCUACCAUCUCCAGAAUGGGUAUUAUUUUGUUAAGCGGAAAAGACCUAACGUCAGAGACAUUGAUCGAUUCCUGGCUGGAAAAACUCAAUGAGGACGUCAACGAAGAUAAUUUGAUCAGGCAAUAUAUGGAAGAAUAUUUUUAUAAAGUUGUUAAAUGGUUGUCAGAAAAAGGUGAAUUCAUAAAUGAUGUCUCACUCAAUUCUACGAUUCUCAAUUGUCUUAAAACCAUACAAAAUAUAAAGACAAAAACUGAAUUUUGUUCGUGUUUGUUGAACGCAUUUUUUGGAAAUUUAACACAAGGGAUAAAGGAAAAGUUUGUAAAAAUGCUGAUGGAUUUAACUAAUGAAUAUAUAUCGGACGGCAGUUCUGAUUUUUAUCUUUAUUACGAUGGAAACAGUGACACUAUAAAAGAAUAUAAAACUUAUGUUGAAUAUUCAAGGACACCGUUGAACGUAGUGUUUCCUCCGAUGAUGCAGUAUGCAAGAGAUGUGAUACUCAACUGGCUGAAUACGAAUCAGUCGUUUAUUUUAAUAGGACCUGUAGGAAGUGGCAAAAGCACACUCUUGGAUCACUGUUUUGCCGAAAUACAUAACACAGAAGUUAUAACUAUCGAGUGCAGUGCCUACAUCUCGCCACACCAUAUCCUACAGAAAUUGAACGAAAUUUGUUUAAUUGUCUCAAACAGCUCUCGAAGAAUUUACAGGCCAAAGAGCGCUGACAAAAUUAUAAUUCACUUUUCAGAUAUAAACGUCGUUCAGUCUGACAAAUAUGGGACCAAAGUUUUGACGGAAUUUUUAAGACAGAUAUCAGAUCACCAUGGGUUUUACGAUAGCUCGAAUGAGUGGAUUGGAAUGGAAAAUAUUAUCUUUGUCUAUUCCGUCACUUCUCUCGGUGACUUGUCAACUAGAUUUACAUCUGGCAAUCAUAUUUUUAACUUGAGGCAUCCAACAAGCAAUGAACUACAGGGAAUUUAUACUGCUUCAAUGAAAAAAGUCCUCAGUGCUGCGAAUGUUCCAGUAGUAACAGCAAUUUUAGAAGUCUAUGAAUCGAUCUGCAAAGAAUUCAACAACUCUCCUCAUGGGUACAACUUUUGUCAACGGGACGUUGCCAAGUGGUGCACAAACUUGUUACGCUACGAUUUGAGUGUUAAUAAUUACGUUUAUGAGGCAAUUGCUUAUGAGGCCGUACGUUUGUUCAGGGAUAAGUUAUUUGAAGAAGAUCAAAAAACAUUUGACGAAAUAUUGAAGAAUGUAUUAACGCUUAAAUUUGAAAUGAAUCUAUCCCACUUGGAUGAUAUAUACUUUAUAAGUUACAAACAUGAUAGUCAUGUAGCUGAUACUUCUUCAUUACUUCGCGUACAAUCAAAGGAGUGGAAAAAUAUGGUUAAACAAGCAAGCCUUCAAUUGGGUGGAGACAAUUUCAGUACUUUGUUGACUCCUGAUUUAUUGAGGCUGACUGCUAAAACUGAAUGUGCCCUCACUGAAAAAAACGGCCAUAUAUUACUAGCCGCUAAAUCAGGAGCUGGCCGGAAAACAGCAAUACAAAUUAUAGCACAAAGGUUAAAUUGCACGAUAUACUUUCUCAAGUUGGGUGAAAAUUAUAGUGUUACCAAUUUUCAAAACGAUAUGAAGUCUGUACUGCAAGCUGGCGGUAUUAAUGAUGAACAAGUUCUUCUUUUAAUUGAAGAUUAUCAAAUUUUAGAUCAAACCUACUUGAAUAUGCUGAAUAGUCUUGUCUCAUCAGGAGAGAUUCUCGGGUUGUAUCAACCAGAAGAAAUAGAAAAUGUCACAGCCCCUUUAAAAUCUAUAAUUAUGGAGGAUAAUUAUGAACAAUCGGUUGUUCAGUAUUUCAGAGAACGUAUUUCUCGAAAUGUUCAUGUUGUAUUGUGUUUCGAUUAUGAUGAUGUUGGCUUCAACGAAUGGUUAAAAAACAAUCCAGCUUUGUUGAAAAAUUGUUAUCAAAUUUGGAUAGAGCAUUUUUCAUUAGAAACUAUGCGUGCUAUUCCAGAUGAACUGUUGAACAGAGGUAGAAGACCGUCUGACAAAGAUACGGCGCAAAAUGAUCUUAUCGAAACAAUAAUGAAGUUGCACAUAUCUGCUAGGAAAGUUGUUAAGGCGACUCCUUUGUCAUAUUUUAACUUGAUUAAAUUGUACAUGGCAUUAAAAUUGGAAAAGAACUCAAAUCUGUCAGAAAGGCAGAAUAGGCUGCAGGCUGGAAUUUCUAAAAUAGUUGAAGCUCAAGAAAUAGUCAAGAAGCUUAAGACUGAGGCAAAUGAACAGAAAGUUCUCCUUGAUGAAAAGCAAGCAAAAGGUAAACAGGUUCUAGACCAAAUAAGUGAAACAAUGGCUAAUGCAAGUUUACAAAGAAAUGACAUCGAGCAAUUGAGGAUUAAAACAGAAGAGGAAAAUAAAAAAUUGCAAAUUAGAAAAACAGAAAUAGAUAAAGAGCUAGCAUCCAUUGAACCACUUAUAAAAGAGGCUCAAGCAGCUGUAGGAAACAUAAAAGCUGAAUCUUUAUCAGAAAUACGUUCAUUGCGUGCCCCUCCAGUCAUCAUCAGAGAUAUUUUGGAAGGCGUUCUCCGUUUAAUGGGGAUACAGGAUACUUCAUGGAACAGCAUGAAAACGUUUUUGGCAAAGCGGGGUGUCAAAGAAGAAAUCAGGUCUUUCAAUGCAAGUGAAAUAACGUUUGAAAAUAGAAAUGCAGUGGAGGAACUUUUGAAAAGUAAUGCGUCCUCGUUUGAAAGUCGUAAUGCUAAAAGGGCUUCAGUCGCAGCAGCUCCUUUAGCUUCUUGGGUGAAAGCAAAUGUAGAAUAUUCUAAGGUUCUGCAGAAGAUAAGACCCCUGGAAAAAGAACAAGCAAAGCUUCAGAGAAAUCUUGAAGCUGCAGAAUUACAAAUUGAAGAACUAGGUACAGGACUGAAUAGCGUCGAUGCAGUUGUUGCUAAGUUAAAAGAUCAACUUAGUUCAUCAACAAAGGAAGCAGCUGAAAUAGAAGUUCAUCUCAAAAACGCCCACUCUACUAUUGUAGCUGCUGAAGGACUUGUUACUAAAUUAGACGAAGAAUUCAAAAUUUGGAUAAAACAAUUAUCUGAUCUAUCAACGACACUGGAAACAUUGACGCCGAAUUGUUUACUAGCUGCUGCUUUUAUAAUCUACCUGCCAGAUACACCGAAACAGUUGAGAUGGCAUCUCAUUAAUACCUGGAAGGAUUUGGUUAAAGCAAAUGCAAACUUCUCUGUCACUGAAUUUAUGAGCACUGAGAGAGAAAUGCUUCAAUGGUCGUCAGAAGGUCUUCCGGACGACGAGUAUUCCCAUCAAAAUGCCUUAAUUAUUUUAAACGCAAUGCUGCCACCGUUUCUUUUAGAUCCAGCGUCAAUAGCUACCUCAUGGCUGAAACAUCAUUUUGGAAAAGACCAAGUCGAUGUUGUUGCUCAGCACAGUCCAAUGUUCUUUACAAAAUUGGAAUUAUCCGUGAGGUUUGGGAAAACGCUGAUUGUUGAAGAUAUAGAGCAAAUACACCCAGUGUUAGAACCUGUCUUACGAAACAAUUUCGUUCAGCAAGGCCCCAGAAAAAUGGUUUACAUUGGCCAAAAAUUAGUCGACUAUCACCCUAAUUUUAAACUGUUUUUAACAUCCAGAUCUAUAGGAAUUGAAGCAAGUAAAAAAUUAAAAGCAUCGUUUCCUAUACUUAACUUUGGAGCAACUAUGGAAGGCCUUACACAACAACUUAUAAGUUGUGCUCUGAAAGUGGAAAAGCCUACGCUAGAAAAGCGAAGAGUAGAAUUACUGCAGGAAGAGGAACAACUUAAAACUAAGCUGUAUUUCUUGCAAGAAAAAGUUCUACAGGAGUUAGCUUCUUCUCAAGGAGACAUACUGCAAAAUCAAGAACUUCUCACUUCGCUUAAUAACACAAAGGAAAGUAGCACAGCAAUUAUGAAUUCGUUGGAGGAAUCAUCUGCCAUUAAAAAUGACAUGGUUAAAGAGUGCGACGUUUACAUGCCUUUGUCUGAAUAUGGGACGAAAUUAUUUUUCGCCUGUUCCGGACUUUCCAAAAUAAACAACAUGUAUUAUAUAUCAGUAGCGACAUUUUUGAAACUGUUUGAAAAGUCCAUCAUUUCGUCAUCAGAUUUAGAUAUUAAACAGAAAUAUCAGAAUCUUUUAAUUACUGUAUAUAAUUACAUCAGUCGAUCGUUGUUUAAAGGUGAUAGAUUAGCCUUCGCUCUUCAUUUAGUUCAUGCUACGUUACCUGAACUCUUUGGACAAAAUGAAUGGGAAUUAUUCACAGACCGAAAUGUUUCCGAUGUUACAAUUGAAACUCCACUUCAUAAAACCGAAAUGCCAAAGUGGAUCGAAAAUGACCGCAUACGAUACAUUACAAAGUUACAGGCAAUGUUACCAAACCUGUAUGAAAAAUUGAAGCUUGGGACUGAAACAUUCUGGCUGGAAUUUAUGUCGACGCCUUCACCUCAGAAACCGAAUCAUUGUGAACUCACGCCUUUUCAACUCAUACUCGUCCUGCAGGCCUUGAGACCAGACACAUUGCAUUCCAACUUAAUAUACUUUGUUCUCAACAGUUUAGGCUUGUCUUCUUUGUCACCUUCUACACUGCAGUUGUACGAUCUAUUGCCUGAAUCAGCUUCUUCUGAACCUAUCCUUAUAAUAACAUCACCGGGCAAUGAUCCUUCAAAAGAACUAAGUGCACUAGCAUUAAAUAGGUCUAUUGUGUGCAAAGAGAUGGUAGUUGGCCCAGGACAAGAGAAUGAAAUAUUAAGUGGUCUUUCUGAAGCUGCUAAAACCGGGAAAUGGAUCAUUUUGAAAAACCUGCAUCUAUUAACUAGUUGGCUUCCUACAUUGGAAAAAGCGAUCCAAGACCUGAAACCAGUUCCCGAGUUCAGAUUGUGGCUUGUGACAGAAGCGCAUAGCAACUUUUCACUUGCGUUGUUGAGCUUGUCGUUGAAGAUUACGUAUGAAGCUCCACCAGGAGUGAAAAGAAAUAUUGAACGCACCUACAACGAGUGGAAUUCGAACAAACUACUCGAAUCAUCGAUUUUGGGUUCCCAGAGUAUGUUUGUUCUCGCAUGGUUCCAUGCAAUUAUACAGGAACGGCGGACUUAUAUUCCACAAGGGUGGACUAGCUUUUAUGAAUUCAAUGACAAUGAUUUAUCCGUUGCGACAGCUGUCAUAAAGAAACGCCUGAGAGAGCAAGAUACAAAUAAACAAUGGGAUUACAUACACGGGCUAUUUGAAUCAGCAAUAUACGGUGGACGGGUUAAUAACAUUUAUGACCUGCGAGUCAUAGCUGCUUAUCUUCUUACAUUGUUUAAUUCAGACGUCAUACAUUCCAAUGGUCCAUCCUUAGCACCUGGAAUUGUCAUCCCAUCCACAUCUGAUAUAAAAGAACACCUUAGCUUAAUAAGAAGACUGCCUGAGGAAGAUAAACCCGAGUACUUUGGUUUGCCAAAGAAUGUUGCGAGAAUUUGGCAGCGUGUGACUAGCAGUAACACGGUUUUUUUAUUAAAAGAAUUGGACAAAAACUUGGUUGUGGGAGAUACGAUUGGCAUGAGCAAAUAUUCUUCUAGUAUCAGUUCUUUGGUCAAGCUAUGGAAACAAAUAAAUCAGCGUCUUGGGUUGAUUUAUAGAGAUAAACCAGAAGUCAAUGCAAACGAUGAACCGAUUGUAGCGUUUUUCUCUUUAGAAUAUGCAUUUGCAAUCGAUCUUAUUUCAACAAUACACACUGGACUUGUCGAUCUGACAAAAAUAAUAAAAGUCGGCAUUUUUCAAACGAAAAGUUCAAAGGAUAUGGCAAACUCCAUUUUGAUAGACCAGGUUCCUGAAGAGUGGGAUAAGAUUUGGAGUGGUCCGUCAAACCCUAAAGAUUAUCUUAAAAGUGUGAUCAGAAGAGCUUUGAAAAUUCAAGCGAUGGUGGAAGAUUUAAACAGCAUCAAUACCGAACCAAUCGAUCUAAACGACUUAUUCAACGUUGAAUCAUUUGUAAUGGCGAUUAGACAACAAGCCGCAAGAAAAUCCCGUGUUUCAAUUGAAAAAAUGGAAUUGAUCACCGACUGGGAAAGAACGAAAGGUGAUUUAUUGACAGGAAAUGCAGCAAUAACCGGUGUACUUUUGGAAGGUGCUCUCAUGAAGGACAGCCAUUUAAUCGCAUGCACAGAAGAGUCUCCAAGUGUUGCACAAGCUCCGCCAUUUGUAUUGUCUUGGCAAAUAGAGUCAUACAACUCCAACUCGUUUUCAAGGAUUGCUGUUCCUUUAUAUUCAUCAGAAAGCAGGGAGAAAUUGGUAGCAGAGCUUACGAUUCCGUGCAUUGACAAAGAGAAGAACCAGUGGAUCAAGUCUGGAAUCGCAUUCUACAUAUUUUCAUAGAGUUAAAAUUGCAAGGAUCGCUCUGAAAUUUUGGAAAAUCAGAUUGCACAGCCAAAAAAAGAAUAGAUCGAGCAGACGGAAUUUUAUUCAAUAGAAUGUGAUAUAAUACCGAUUUGUGUCGAUAAUUUAACCAAAUAAAAAUUUUCAAAAAAAUAUACGGUGCAUUGUGUAGAUAGAAAAUAUAUUAAUCUAAUGUACAAGUGAGGUUCAAUCAAUAAAUGUCUUAAAUUUUAUAUAAAUAAAAUACACCAUUCAUAGUGAUAAACAUAUUAUUUAGGUUAAAAACAUCACCAACAAUGUUAAUUAAGAACAAUAAAACUUAUCAAUGUGUUUUAAGAA
This is a messenger RNA of Cimex lectularius (bed bug), 13313 nucleotides long. It is a transcript of the gene btv, whose product is annotated as cytoplasmic dynein 2 heavy chain 1. NCBI's taxonomy places the organism in Eukaryota, Metazoa, Arthropoda, Insecta, Hemiptera, Cimicidae. Bases 282 to 12974 code for a protein of 4230 amino acids. Gene Ontology annotation, molecular function: ATP hydrolysis activity; dynein intermediate chain binding; ATP binding. The record is from RefSeq and is a predicted model, not a curated record. Gene Ontology annotation, cellular component: dynein complex. The transcript has 77 exons. Gene Ontology annotation, biological process: microtubule-based movement.